UGUUUUUCUUUAAAAUCGACGGAUCAGUUGUCUAUUUUAAUAAUUAUAAUAUCAACAACUUUCGUCGUCGAUAAAUUUAAAUGAUGAAAAUCUUCUUUUAAAAUAGGAUGAAGGGUGUAAAUUUAUUAUAUAAAAUAGAUGGUUAAUAUGUUGAUUUUUGUUUUAACUAAAAUCAACGAACUUACGGUCGAUUUUUAUCAACAAAAAAAUUAUGCCCGCGCUUAUUACCCGCGUCUUUCGUUUCGAUCAAUUUCCCAAACAUUAACCCCAAACCUCCAGAGAAUAAAGUUCAGAGUGAAACUGCUGCUGCUUCUUCUUCUCCAACGCUUGAGAGUAGAGACCAAGGACGGAGUCACCGUCAGGAAGAGAGACAGAGAGUAGAUCAGUAGAGCUUUUUCUUCUCCGACGACUGAGAAAACCCGCCGUUCUCCGUCGGAGAGCAGAGCUUCUUCUUUUUCUCCUCCUCCUCCACUGAGCCCGCCGCCGCGCCAUCUUGUUCAUGUCUUCAAUUCAAAGAUUGAUGAAGAAAGAAAGGCAUUCCGGGCUGGCAAGUACAAGUGGCAAACUUACAAAGAAGUGUACGAGGUGAUACAGAAAGUUGGAAGCUCUAUCCGCAGUUUGGUUACGGGCAAGGAGUAAAAUGUGGUAUCUAUGGUGCCAAUUGCCCUGGGUGGAUAAUAAGCAUGGAGGCCUGUAAUGCUCAUGGACUUUAUUGUGUUCCUUUGUAUGAUACAUUAGGUGCUGGAGCAGUGGAGUUUAUUAUAUGCCUUGCAGAGAUCUCAAUUGCUUUUGUAGAAGAAAAGAAGAUACCCGAGCUAUUGAAGACAUUUCCAAAUGCAUCGAAGUUUUUCAAGACAUUUGUGGCUGGUUUUUAGGUAUGCAAUUCUCAAUUGGAAAGUUAUUCAAGCAGCAAUCUCUUUGGCUGGCCAAACAGGAAGGUCUUCUUGUUUCUUUGGAUUUGGCUAGUUUUGAGAUGGUGAGAAAAUUUAAGCCACCACUUAUGAAGUUAUUGGAGUCUGGCAAUAUAGACCUCUGUUUUGCCAAUCAGGAUGAAGCAAUGGAACUUUUAAGGAACGGGACUUGUAGUCAGGAGCAAGGAAGAAAUGCAGCGGCACGCAAGCCUGGUCAUUCUCAAUCCGGUGAACACAAUAAUGCAGAGGCUAUUCGCAAUUUCCAUAUCCCUUCUGAAAAAAUACCUUCCACUUUUCGACUUUUGCAUGUGCAGCAGCUACCACCUUGGGCAAAUACUUCUUCUGUUGCAAUAGAUGAUGUUAUUCAGGUAAUGAAAUCAUGAAAUGACUGCUGCAGGGCAGUGUUGACACUCU
Molecule: messenger RNA, 1325 nt
Organism: Arachis ipaensis
Lineage: Eukaryota; Viridiplantae; Streptophyta; Magnoliopsida; Fabales; Fabaceae
Source: RefSeq, a predicted model, not a curated record